Molecule: messenger RNA, 645 nt
Organism: Rotaria sp. Silwood2
Lineage: Eukaryota; Metazoa; Rotifera; Eurotatoria; Philodinida; Philodinidae
Source: the annotation of a GenBank genome assembly
AUGAUAGUUUGUCAUUUAUCAUACGGCUGCUUUACUAUUGUGCAUCUAAAUAACGAUCCAUGCUCACCUAUUCGCGUUAUUAUUGCGAAUAAUCGCGAUGAAGUUAUUUUUCGACCAACGAAUGAUGCUGCUUACUGGCCUAAUGAUCUUUCUUAUAUAUAUGGUGGCCAUGAUACUGUACGAAAUUAUAGCACUUGGUUAAGUAUGAACACAAAAACUGGUCGGGUUGCUAAUUUAUUGUUUUUAGCUGGACAAUAUGCAGUUAGUCCUGCAAGGCCGAGUGGUCCACUGGUGGCACUGUAUCUACAUACCAAUUAUUCGUCUAUGAAAACCAUCACUUAUAUGAAUGAAUUUUUUACUAAUGGCAAUGAAUACAACGGUAUUAAUUUACUUUUGAUUGACUACUUAGAGAACGGAUAUUGGAAAUUAUAUCACUCGAAUAAUAACGAAACAGAUGAAUCGAAUGUCAUUUUGCAUUCAUUAGUAUCUGGUGCAUUCGUAAUAUCAAAUAAUAUGUUUACAAGACCAUUUCAAAAAGUACUAUUUGGUAGUAAACUGUUUAGUGACAUUUUGGAGCGCUAUAAAAACAUGUUUAACGAUUAUAUUGAAGAAAAUAUAGAUCCACAACCGAAAUGGCCACGAUAA